GAUUUAUUUAAAAAGUUAGUUCUUAGUUGAAAAUUAAAAAUAAAAGAUGAAAAAAUGACUGAUCGGUACAAAUUUAUUCAUGACACGGCAGUUCAGUUCUUCGGCGCCAGCAGUGUCGAGCAUGCGGAGGUAAUCCGGGACUUUCUGGAGAACGACGAUGUAACGAUACUGGCCGCCGUCUCAUUGGACGGUGAAAUUCUGUUUCAAAAUGCGGUUCCCGUUGAGGAACAGUACUGCUUGCUUUUUUACAAAAUUCCCAACCUGGCCUAUCACAGUCCCGACACGAGACCGAAAAUCGGAAUGCUUACACUGGAAGGUGGUCUCGCCAAAUCGAUCUACAACUCGCUGCAGCGUGUUUUCUCUCCCUACAUUCUGAAGAAGUCCGAAUACUCAACAGAAGUGAAGACGAUUCUGCAGAAUCUACACUCCAACUUGGGUUUAUCGUUAGGAUUAACUGAAUCCGGCAUUCUGUCUGUUCAAGACGAAAUUAAUUUCUGGAUCCAGAAGACGCGAACCCUUCCGACAAAAGCGGAUCGUGAAGCGGCUAAAUCCUUUGCUGCCAUAUUGGAGAAGAUCAACAGUGAAUUGAAAGACAGUCCACCAGCAAAUCUUACCCAACUCGAUGACUUCAUCGACGUUUGCCAAAGUCAUCUGGAUGAAAUCUGGCGGUUACCAAACCACUACCCGCAAAACAGGAUGUGUAGUAUUUUUGAUCUGAUAUCCACCCACGUAGUAAACACAUGCACCGAAUAUCUCACUGAGCAAGAUAUUUGGGACGAAGGAUCCAUCUUUCUGGAUGAGGCGAUCAAUCACGUGAAAUCAACACUGGAAACGUGGUAUCAAACGUUUGACAGUUUGACGCGACUUUUUUGGCCCAACUACGAGCAACAUGCAUGGAUAGGAGAACCUUACAACUCGAAGCAGUUGAAUAAAUUUCGCACCCGCUAUUCAGAGAUUUUAGCGAUCAAAAAGUGUAAAGACCUGCUCUUUGCAUUGUUUCACGAUAAUGAUGAUUUCUCCUUCCACGUCAGUGACAUUAUUGGACCUUUCAGAGACAUCAACAUCUACGAUCUGACACCGCUAGGCAAUAAACGCUGGGAGCUGGCCAAGUCCCGCAUGGAGAUAAGCCUCGCCAAAGUGGACGAAAAUGUGGUCACCCUAUUGAAGCGACACAUACACGAAAGUAUCGGCAAUUCGCGUCAAAUGAUCCACGUGUUCAAUCGUUUCAAGGAGAUUUUCAACCGGCCCUACAUUCUCGAGCAACUGACGGUAGAACGCGAACAACUAUACCAGACCGUUCCGACAAUCAUUCAUGACCUGAGAGAAAUGCUAACCACCGCGAAUCAUACGGAGGGAGAUGUGACGCCGAUUGUGUCCGAGACCCGUUGGUAUCGCGCGGUGGAAGCACAGAUUAUACACCUGGAAGGGGUCGGGCAAACUGUUUUACGCGAUCGAAACGGCUUCGAAGAAAUGUUGAAGAAAAUUUCUUCCUUUAGGGAGGAAAUCCAAGCGAUGAUUCAUGCCGGCUUCGAAAGUUGGACUGAAAACUCUUUGGCAGCGAUUCGCGACGGCGAGUUGAGCUUACGGGAAAACCUACCGGUCGUAAUCUUCGACAAAACCGAGCGCCAACUGAUGCAGGUCACAUUCGGGCCGAAAAUUGUAACCUUCUACGACGAGGCUCGUCAUCUGCAGAAUCUGGGAUUGAAGCUCAACCCAGAAAUUCAGAAGAGCAUAGCACACUCGAUGAAGUUCAUCUCGUAUGCUAGAAGACUACAGCAGAUCGCCCUGUUCCACAACACGAUCGGUGACAGAAUGAUCCCCUGUCAAAGACCAAUUAUGCUGAAAAAUGCGAUGGAAUUUUCCAAGCUGGUGAAAAGCGAAUCCGUUUCGUGGAACGACGAAGACUCCGUUGAGCGGUACAUCAACAGUCUGCAGGAAGCCGUCAAACGACUUUCAAAAGACAACUUUCAGUUGACCGCUUACCACGACCAAGCCAAGAAAUCCAUCCUCAAACUGAUGAACACCGAUUUGAUUCGACAGAGUAACAUUUGGAAGGAUGAAAUGCGAAAUCUCCGUGAAAUCAUUUUCAACCUGGAAAAGCAAGGAUACACUAACCUAAACCCAUUCAAACUGCAUUGGGAUCACCAAUUGUACAAAGUGCUGGAAUAUCAAUACGUCGCCGGGUUGAUAAACGUCCAUCAAAAGCUACCGGACAUUCACGUCGAUCUGGUGUUUCGCCAGCAGCAAAUCCAAUUUCGCCCCACGCUAGAGGAAAUCAAAUCCAAAUACUACUCCCAGCUGCGUCGGUUCAUCGAAAAACCACUAGGAUUCAAAGGACUUUCCGAGCAAAGCUCGGUCAUUUUCAAAACCAUGAUCGUACGGAAUGCUGCCAGCUUCUCUGUCCUGUACGAAAAGGCACAAAUCGUUUUUCGGCAGCUGAUCGAGUUCCGUGACAGCUGGUUGCCCUGGGUCUCGAUCGGUAUGACGGACAUGGAGCAACUCUGUACGGUCCACUGUACGACUUGGCAACACUGGGACAACAAUUUCAGAGCGUGUAAAAAAUUCAGCCAGCAGAUAGCGCGAAUACAACAAAGCGAAAAAGAGAUCGAUUGUUUGAUCGUAAACUACGCUCCACUUUGUUCCGAUUUAGACGGUCUGAGUAGACGCUAUUGGGAAGCGCUGGCAAACAGUCUACGGACUUCUAUCUUGGAUAAUAUCUCGACUGUGCAGGAGUAUCUGACGUACUCCUUCCAGGUGCUGCAAAACAUCCCCCAGGACGAAUGGGGCAUAUCGGAGUCCAGCGCGAAGUACGAGAAGAUCGUCAGUGAUUUACCCAAGAUGACCGAUUUGGUAAAGUCGCUGCAGGGCAAGGACAGCUGCCUGGCUGGAUGGUGCAAGGAAAGACUUUCGGCCCUCAACGGCGUACUGUUGCAGUGGAAUCAGCUGCAACCAUUGAUCGAGAACCAUCAGACACUGCUGCAGGGUAGGCUGGACAUUAUCAAGGAAAAUAUUUUGCGCCAGAUCAACGAGCUGAACGAGGAGGCGGAGAAGUUCUCUAUACGGUGGGAGUCAACGAUACGGGAUUUAGAGACGAAUGAAAAUGCUGAUAUGAACUUAUUCCGCGAACGACAAGGACAAUGGCAGGGCAUAAUUGGCAAACGAGAAACUCUUUUAAAACAAACGGAAAAAUUCAACAUCAAAAUCCCGGAAGAGUUCAACGUUAUAUUCACCAAGCUAGAAACCGAUAUUUCCGAGCAAGGCAAAACCUGGGAACUGUUCAAUAACUUCCUCACAGACUACGACACAGUCGCCAAUGAAGAGUGGGCCAUUUAUCGCCGUCGGCCGCACAUUCUGACAGAAUUUCUUACUAAAUGGGAGAAAUCUCUUAGCGGAACCGCAGCCAGCGUCGCUGGAUCACGCAUAACUUCGAUCGUCGAACGCUACAAGUCUUCCCUGCCGCUGCUUAACGCCCUACAAUCGGAUGCCCUUGUCGAGAAGCAUUGGGCUAAGCUCUGUCAGAUGUUGAAAAUCGACUCGAAAUCACAGCACGACCUCUGUCUGGGAGAUGUCCUGGCAGUGUCCGAUCACCUGCAGCAGCAGGCUGCCGAGGUUCAAUCGAUCGUACGGCAGGCUGCCUCCGAACAUGUCAUUCGGCAAGCCAUCGUAGAGCUGGAACAAUGGGCGGCAACUGCGUUACUAAAACUGAUUGAACAUACGGAUUCCAAAGGGACCAUCGUUUCGUUGAUCAAGGAUUAUACGGAAACCCUCAACAAAAUCGGUGAUAAUCAGUUUCUGCUGCAAUCGGCGAAAAACUCCACCUCGUAUGAAUCAUUCUCCGAUCAGGCCGAUGUAUGGGAGGAGAAGUUGAAUAACCUAGACUACGUUAUUUCCCAUUUGAAUCAGAUUCAGAAGAAAUGGAUCUAUUUGGAGCCCAUAUUUGGAGUGGGAACUUUGAAGCGCGAGGAAGCGGUGUUUAAAAGUAUCGACAAAAACUUUCGUUACAUUAUGAAGGAAAUUGCGGACGAUCCCAAGGUAGUCUCGGUGAACAAGAUCAACAACGUGCUGUCGAUCAUCGAAACGCUCCAGAGUCAAAUAUCACGCUGCCAAAAUGCUCUGAGCUCGUUCAUAACGACUAAACGGAAUGCUUUUUCGAGAUUUUAUUUUCUCUCCGACGACGACCUGCUGGAGAUUUUGGGUCAAUCGAUGAAGGAAGCUAUCAUUCAGAAGCACAUCCGCAAGCUGUUCCCUGGUAUCUAUCGGUUGGUAAUCGAGAACGACGGCUCAAGAAUUGUCGCUUUCUGCAGUGAAGAAGGCGAUCAGCUGCAGCUGACGAAUCCAAUUUCGAUCUCGCCCGUCAUUGAAGACUGGUUGAGCGUUCUGGUGGCGGAGAUUAAAAAUGCUUUACAGUUUCUGAUCAAGAAAUGUCUGGAUAAGGACUUCUUCGAAGAGGGUGUCAUUAGUGAGUUUCCGAUGCAAGUUAUAUGCUUGGUAAACUCUAUUAAUUUUACGAGACGAACUGAAAAGGCUAUCUCCGCCAUGCAGCUUUCUGAUUUGAAGCACCAAAUCCAGAAUGAUAUUACCAGGUACUCGGCUUUACUGCAUAAGAGUUCCGAUCCGCUGAUGAAGAUCAAACUACGAGCACUUCUAAUCGAUUUAGUGUACCAAACGACUACCGUUGACUAUCUAAGCGAUCAUAACGUGACAAACCUGCAAGACUGGCACUGGCUGCAGCAGUUGAAGUUCUACGUCGAUCGUACCGGGAUUGUUAACGUCAAAAUGGUUUACGCCGAGUUCGAGUAUUCCUACGAAUUUCUCGGCAACUACAGCAAGCUGGUGUACACAUCGCUGGCCCACAACUGUUACCUGAUUUUGACCCAAGCGAUGCAGCUUGGUCUCGGGGGCAAUCCGUUUGGUCCGGCUGGAACGGGAAAAACGGAAUGCGUCAAGUCACUCGGCGCCAUGCUUGGUCGUUUGGUGCUGGUAUUCAACUGCGACGAAAACAUCGACACAGCCGCUAUGGCACUAAUUCUGUCCGGGUUGGCCCGUUGUGGAGCUUGGGGCUGUUUUGAUGAGUUCAAUCGACUGCAAGAAGCCACACUGUCAGCAAUUUCUAUGUUGAUUCAGCCUUUGCAGGUGGCUUUAAAGGAUAAACAAAAUGAGGUUCUGCUGAACAAUGAAAACGUCCCACUCAACAAGCACUGCUGCGUAUUUGUGACGUUGAAUCCUGCUGGUGAGGAAUACGGAGGCCGCCAGCAGCUGCCGCUGAAUCUGCAGGCUCUUUUUCGUCCGAUUGCUAUGCAAGCUCCGCGUCCGCAGCAAAUCGCUCGAGUUACACUGUUCGUGGAGGGUUUCAAACAUGCUGAUCGACUCGGGGCUCAAAUCGUGGAACUUUUCGAGUUGUCCAGAAAGAUGCUUUCGAAACAACGGCACUACGACUGGGGUCUGCGGGAGCUGAAAUCUAUACUGUCCGCUUGUGGUUCCGCGUUGACGAACGCACAAGGUGAGCUGACUUACGACGAAGAAGCGGGACUGGCUGUUAAUGUUAUUCGAUCGAACACGAUGUCACGGUUGACGCUGUUCGACUGUAAGAAGUUCGAUGUUCUGCUGAUGAACGUGUUUCCAAAUAUCAAAGUCGUCAGUAGCGCCGAUGAUGAUCUGCGAUCCAAGAUAGUGGAAGCGUUCACGGUUCUUGGCUUUCAGCAGAAUGAUCGUCAGGUCGAAAAAUGUCUGGAGUUGGCAGCUCAGCUUCGAAAGCGAAUGGGAGUUGUCGUUAUAGGACCUCCCAGAUCCGGUAAAACCACCAUCAUAUCCGUCCUGAAAGAGGCUUUGAUGACGCAGGGUGGCACGAUCCGAGCACAUAUUAUCUCACCAAAAUCCAUGAAUCGAAUUCAGCUUUUAGGUAAACUAGACCCCGACACACGCCAGUGGAGCGAUGGCGUUCUCACGUCUACGGCAGUUGCCGUCAACGCCGAGCCACGAACGGUCACUUCGUGGAUCAUAUGCGAAGGAGACGUUGACCCCGAGUGGAUCGAGGCGUUGAACUCUGUGCUAGAUGACAACCGACUGCUCACCCUACCAUCCGGAUGGAGAAUUCAGUUUGGCAGUAACGUUAACUUCAUCUUUGAAACACACGAUCUCUCAACGGCUUCACCCGCAACAAUAUCUCGUAUGGGAAUCAUCAAUUUGAAUGCGGAAGAUCUUCCCUACCAACUGGUGGUGAACGCGUGGCUUACAAAGCAAGCAGACCCGGAUAUGCUGAAGUCAUUUUUAGACCAAUAUUACUACCGAGCCAUCGAUUGGAUCGAGGAACAGAAAUGGCGGCCGUCUGGUUACUCAUUAGUCAGUUUAGCUGAAGCAGGUCUAGCAGCGCUGGAAAGUGUAAAAUCUACGGAACAAUUUUGCAUCGAUCUGCUGUGCGGUCUCAAUGGGGUACUUACCGCGGAGGGUAAAAAUAAACUAUCGAAUCAAAUGUUCUCUUGGGCAGACAUCACGGUAACCGACAGCUCCGUAGCGGAGUACCACUACUACAACAGCUUCCGAGCUAUGGUCGAUCUCUACAGCACUGACGAGAUUACGGGAGCUUUCGUCAGCGAAAAUAUCUACACGAAUGUUCUGGUUAAGACUCCGUUGAUGAAACUAAACGGGGAACUGUUGAAGCACAUAAUUGGCUCCAAAAAUCGCCACAUUACUCUGCUAGUAGGACCAAGCGGAAACGGUAAGAGCCUCUUGCUACAAACCGUCGUCAGCGAGUUUAACGGCUAUCAACUCGUGACCAUCAGCUGUAGCUCCCAGCUGACGACCUGUAGCAUUUUAAACACGCUUAAACAGAAUUCCCUUGUUCUAACAACUGUGAAGGGUAAAGAAUACCGGCCGAAGUUCUCCAAAAUUAUUCUCUACUUCAAAAACGUUGAUCUCUGCUCCGUGGAUCGCUGGGGAACGUGCGAAGUCAUCGAACUGCUACUGCAGAUCGUCGCUCUAAAUGGAUUCUACUCGGAAACGCUCGAGUGGAUAAGCGUCGCCGGACUUACCGUGUGCGCUUCGGUUUCCGACAUAAGAAAAACUCAACUUUCACCAAGGUUCCUAUCGAUCUGUACCGUGGUUCAGUUCGGUUACCCAAACCAGCAGGACUUGGAAAGUAUCGUCAAGAGUAUGAUUCUUCCUGUUUACAAUCAGUUGGGGAAAAAUUCGGUGAAGAUGCGGUUGAACGAUUUGGUCCGCGCUGUCAUGAAUGUGUACUUCGAAACCCAGGCACGGUUCGAACGGGGGGAAAUUCUGCACUACCGCUUCACGCCCAAAAUGAUCGAGCGAUGGAUAAGUGGAGUUCUACAUUACCCUGCGGAGUACUUUGGACAGGCCCUGCUGUAUGAGUGCAAACGGAUAUUCCGUGAUCGACUGGUAAGCGUAGAGCAUCGUCAGGAAUUUGAUGAAAUUGUGCGCGAUAAUCUUCGGAUGGUGCCAGGCGAGGAGCAGAGUGCCGUGUUUGGUCCCAGCGACGGUCAAAAAGACGCUCAGUUGCAACUGGUUGAUAGCGAGGGCUGGACCGAGUCGAUCAAGCAGAUUAUUUCAAUGUGCAAUGCUGAAGUCAUCUCGAUAGACAUUCCUCUAACGGAAGCUUUUAUGGAUGCCGUAGCAGCCGUUGUCCGUGUUCUAUCCAGACCACAAUCGAACCUUGUUUUGUGUGGUAAAACCGGUUCCUGCCGACUGGAGGCUCUGUACACAGCAGCAGCAAUGCUGAACGUUAAGGUAGUCUUACCGCAAACCUCCAAAGGUUACGCCAUAAGCGAAUUCAACAACGACCUUAAAAUCGCCAUGCAAAACUGUGCCCUAGAAAACGAACCCUCGGCAUUCUACAUCGACCAUUCGCUUAUCGACUACCUCGGAGAUAUCAUGAAAACAUGCGAAGCCAUACUGGAGGGUGCGGAGCUGACGGAUUUUUUCGGAGAUGACUUGGAAAAUUUGGCAAACCCCCUAAAAGCGCAAGCCGCCCUGGAGUCCUUUCAGAUGUCACUGUCGGCCUACUUUCUGUAUCGAUUGAGGCAAAAUUUUCACCUCAUCAUACUGCUUGAGUAUUCUUCACCGAAAAUUCACGAACUAUUCGAAAGCUACUCCGCUCUGUACCAGAAAUCGGAGGUGGUUUGGAUUCUAGAGAACAAAAUUACACCUGCCUCUAGUCUAACGCGAUAUCUCAACGAAAUGGGAGGCACCAAUUCGUCCGACGCUAAGAUUCCCACCCCCACUUUCUUCAACGACCUUUUAGACAGUGAUAUAAGCACUUGGUCACGAUCACCGAAGCGUCGAAUACAGCUAAUCCGAACCUACUGGCAGGUGUAUCGGAACCAGAAAGCAAAAAAGGAGCUCUACAAGCAACAAAUCCAAAGCGGCGUAGACAAACUGUCGGAAACCCACAAAGUAGUCGAAAAGUUAAAGCUUGAAGCACAGGAAAAGCAAAAAGCUUUGGCCGAGAAGCGGAAACUCGCCAACCAAUCGCUGGAGAUGAUCUCGACUACGAUGCGAGGGGCAAAUGACCAGAAAACCGAACUACUCGAGCUGCAGCGCAAGACGAAGGAGAGCAGCGUCAAACUGAUGGAACGAAAGAAAGCCAUCGAAGAAGAACUCAGCCUGGUAGAGCCUGUGCUGCGCGAAGCAAGCGCUGCCGUGGGACAAAUCAAAACCGAAGCCCUUUCGGAGAUUCGUUCGCUGAGGGCUCCUCCGGAAACGGUUCGCGAUAUUCUCGAAGGCGUGCUUCGCCUGAUGGGCAUCCGGGACACCUCGUGGAACAGUAUGAAGACUUUCCUGGCCAAACGGGGCGUCAAAGAGGACAUCCGGUCGCUCGAUCCGGUUAGAAUCAGUCCGGAAAACUGCCAAGCAGUUGAGAAGCUUCUGCAGAUGAAAGCAGACUCUUACGAGCAGAAAAAUGCGAAGAGAGCUUCUGCGGCAGCCGCUCCGCUUGCAGCGUGGGUUAUCGCGAACGUCAAGUAUUCUAGGGUCAUUCAAAGUAUUAAACCGUUAGAGCGCGAGCAGAAUGAGCUCCGUGAGAAUUUGGAGAAAGCGGAGUCGGAGAUGAAGUCCUUGUCGAAUGGAUUGGACAAUGUUAAUGAUACGGUGAAAGGGUUGUCCGAGCAGCUGAAUGUUUACACCCAAGAAGCUGCAAUGCUGGAAAUAAAACUAGAGGACGCAAAACAGACGCUGCAUGCAGCGGAAGUUUUGGUUCAGAGUUUAAGCUCAGAGUACGUAAGCUGGAGCAAGGAACUAGAAGAGCUGAAUCAGACGAUUGCCUGCAUUGACAAACGAAGCUUGAUGACGGCCUUCUGCGUCACAUAUCUGUCCCAUCUCUCGCUGGAAGCUCGAAGAAACUCUCUAGUGAAUGCCUCUAAGCUGACUAAUGAAAGCCCAUUCGACAUGGACGACUUGGUUUCCAACCAGGACAAAAUCAUUUGGGAAAGUAUGGGUUUGGGCGCUGAUCAACAGUACCGUGAAAAUGCCAUCAUUUUAAACCAGUUCAUGACACUCCCGUUCGGUACUACACCGAUUCCACUCCUGGUAGACCCCACGGAGCUGGGUCAAAAAUGGUUGAUCAACUAUUUGAACUAUCUGAAUCGUACCUUCGAGAUUACCAGUCAGACAACGGAUCGGUUCGGUUACAUACUGGAGCUGGCGAUACGGUUCGGUAAAAUUCUCAUCAUCAAAAACGUCAACGCUGUGGAGCCACCGUUGCUGUCCCUGUUCUUCACCCGCAUUCACGUCCGCUUCAACAAAAGAAUGGUUCAGAUCAGCAACAAGUUGAUUGAUCUUCACGACGACUUCAAACUAGUUUUGAUCACUCAAAACGAGCAUCUUCAGCUAGGGCCCGAAUUGCAGGCUUACUUUAUGAAUCUCAUGUUUACAACCACUACAGCUGGUCUGACGGAUGUUCUAACGUUCAACUGGGUAUUGGCCAAGAACCCAGAAAUCGAGAAAAAACGCGUCGACCUGCUGGAGCAGGAAGGGCGUCUAGUGAAGGAAAAGCGUAGCUUGCAGGAUAAACUACUGCAAGAGCUCUCCGCUUCCAAGGGCGACAUUCUCAAGAAUGAACCAUUAUUAAACACUUUGAACAGCAUCAAAGCUAGUGCAAGCUCCAUCGAGAAGUCGCUGGAAGAGUUCGCCUCCAUCCGCGAUCAGCUAAUGGAGCACUACAGUCGACGGAAGGAGCUUUGCAGUCUAGCCGCCAGAUUCUACAUGGGCAUUCGUCGCUUCUACACCAUCAACGUAGCGAAAUUCACAUCCAUUUUUCUCGCCGUUAUCGAUGAUGAAGCGCACUCAACUGGACCGGAUCUGUACAAAAGUCUAGUCAGAAGAAUUUUCUCCCUUCUAAGUCGGGGCACUCCGAAAGAUGAGCAAAUAAUUCUGGGUUUGAACAUCUGCAAACAUGCAUUUCCUGAGCAGCUCCCGGAGAAGGAAUGGGAAUCGUUUGUUUUCAAUUUCACCAACGCCGAACAAACGGCGGACCAGCAGAAGCUUCCGAAUUGGAUCAAGCCGGAAAAUCUACCCAAGCUGCAGUCCCUCAAACACCAACACCCGGAGUUCUACACCAAGCUCAACCUAGACAACGUGAACGCCUGGGUAAAAUAUGUCGAAUCUGACGAAGUUACCCCACCGGUAACCGGAGUUUCCGACUUUCAAGCGAUCCUAGUGGCUCAAAUCAUUCGACCAGACCUUUUGAUCCGCACCAUAACCUGUUCCGUUCAGAACAUUCUCGGACUGAAAACUCUCUACACGGUGCGACCCUCCGUAAAACUUCUUGCGGAGGAAAGCUUCGCCGAAGAACCACUGCUCUUGAUAACCGCUUCCGGUAUCGAUCCAUCCGAAGAGAUUCGUGAGUACGCAAAGCGAACGAUCGGUCUUUCGAAAUACGCGGAAUUCUUCGUCAGCAAGGGAAAUGAACUGGAGGCACUCAAACUGAUCAAGGAAGCGGCAAAUACGGGGGGUUGGGUGUGCAUUAAAAACAUUCACACGGUACCGCAGUGGAUCCGUCAUCUGGACGAAACUUUGAAGUCACUAAAUUUCACUGCCGAGUUCAGGCUAUGGCUGACAUCGGAAACGGUCAAGAAUUUGAAUGACACUUUCGUUAAAAAAUGCAACAAAGUUUUGUUCGAACCACCGACGGGUUUGAAGUACAAAAUGAAACUUCUGCUGGAACAGCACAGCGGAACAGUGACCCGCAAGCGGGACUACCGGUCCAUAAAGAUGUACGUGGGUCUCUUUUUGCUGCAUUCAGUCCUACAGGAAAGACGUUCGUACAUUCCUCAGGGUUGGACCAAGUGGCACGACUUCAGCGAUUCUGAUCUGCGCACAGCCAUGCAACUUCUUCGGUACACCGAAGGUUCGAACACGCUCAAAAUACAGUGGCCUCUUAUACAGGGUCUGUGCGAGAAGGUUGGCUACGGUGGUCGCAUCGAUAACGAGAACGAUUUUGAUAAGCUGGACCACUUGUUGAGAGAGUUCUUUGACGAGAAAAUCAUGACCAGCCGUUGGCAGCCGAUGUUCAUGAACGUCAGCUUUCCAAACUCCAAUCACUUGGAGGACUACGUGAAAGCUGUUGAUCAACUCCCAGACGCGGACUCUCCCACUCUUUACGGCAUACCGAUAUCGACGAACGCUUCGCGGGAUAUAAUAUUCUGUAGAAAUACGUUGAAGGAACUACGGCGAAUGUACUUUAGCAGCUCUAGCGCGCAAAACUACGAGAAACGCUUCAGGCCGAUCUUCAACCUUUGGAGUAAGCUUAUGAGUGGCACAAUCGCCCAACGGCUCACUGGAAUGAUCGAUCGUCAGAAGAGCAACGACAACCCGUGGAUGAUCUUUAUUCUUUCGGAGUUAUCGCUCAUCGGUAACCUUUACGAAGCGAUCAACGGAAACCUAAACACCAUUAGGAAUGCACUAAAGGAUGUUGGAACCAUUUCUGGAGCCGAUCGCUCCCUACUGGCAACCAUCUGUGACAACCAGAUUCCACUGCAGUGGAGACGCAUUUGGAGCGGGCCCAAAACAGUCAUAGAGUACCUGAAGGCAAUUGCGUUCAAAACCAGACAAACUGAGCUGUUUUACAAUCGUUUGAUUGAGGAGAAACCAGUCGAGGAAGCCAGUUUUAAUCACCUGUUCAACGUGGAAGGAUUUAUGACUACGAUAAAGAUGAUCAAGUCGCAAAAAUUGCAUGUUUCUACGACUGAAUUGAAGCUCUGCGCGUACUUCGACAAUCGACAACGGGAGGAUGCCGUUAUGGUGACUCCUUUACUGAUCGACGGAGGCAUUCUCAUCAACGGAAAAAUUACCAUUCAACAGGGAGUACAGCAACAAUCCGGACCAGCUUACACGGGUCCCUUCUGUCUGGAUUUCACGCUGGGCGACAGUAGUGAUAGCAAAACGCGCGAUGAUCAGUUUGCAGUUCCACUGUACAACCACAUCUCGCGAGACACACUUAUUUGUCAAAUUGCCGUUGACAUCGGGCAAGGAUUGAACCGAACCCAACUGGUGGCGGCCGGUAUCGCAUUCAUCGUUCCUGAAAACUACUAAACUUGAGAACAUCUUUCAAAUUCCGCCAGUGUAACAGCUGGUGCUAUUCGUUUGAUAUUCUUAGACUAACUUUAUAGAGUUUAUAUUUACAUAAAUUUGUUUCUAGUGAAAAGCACCUUCCAU
Messenger RNA from Wyeomyia smithii (pitcher-plant mosquito), 12666 nucleotides. It is a transcript of the gene btv, whose product is annotated as cytoplasmic dynein 2 heavy chain 1. The transcript has 14 exons. Gene Ontology annotation, molecular function: minus-end-directed microtubule motor activity; dynein intermediate chain binding; dynein light intermediate chain binding. Gene Ontology annotation, biological process: microtubule-based movement. NCBI's taxonomy places the organism in Eukaryota, Metazoa, Arthropoda, Insecta, Diptera, Culicidae. Bases 55 to 12543 code for a protein of 4162 amino acids. Gene Ontology annotation, cellular component: dynein complex. The record is from RefSeq and is a predicted model, not a curated record.